AUGUCCUCCGAUUUCGGUGGCUUUGAUUUACACAUCCAGGCCCUAGAGGAAUGGUAUAAAAUUUUGACUAAAGGAUUAAAAGGCGAUAUUUCGCCCAUCAAACACAAAGAUCUACCGAAGAAUAAGGAGAAAUAUAAUAAAACCAUAGAAUCCUAUAAGGAAAAGUGCUUAGCACUUUGUUUUGUCGUUAAUGUGUCCUUCAUCAAUUCAGUGACUGAGUCGGCCUUGUUUAAAUCUUUAUGUGUAUCGUUUUUCGAUAAGUAUUACAACGAUCAAUAUGAGCCUUUUUUGAUAUUUAAAUUUCUCACUUCUAACUUUAAGCCUACCGUUGAAUACUCCUACAUUAAAAUGUCCUCUCUCAAGAAAGGCGAAUACCUUUUUAGACUUUUAAGGUAUUAUCAGAACCAAAUUUAUUAUUUUAGAGCACUUCAGAAGUUUAAGGCACACUACGAUAUUAUUACAAUGGGAAUUUGGUGUGAGUUUUUUGACACGAAGGACCGUUUCUGGAAGUAUGUGGAUUUUUCAGAACCAAAAUUCGACAAUAGCGCCUAUUCAUAUUCUGGAUCACCUAGAUCAAAUGAUAAAUCGUACCUAAGUAGACCAGUUAAGAAACUGAAAGACAAAAAUGUAAAUUCCAAUAUCUUAUCAAAUGACCGUGAGAUACCGUUCGAGAAUAACUCUGAAUCAUCUUAUAAGGGUUAUUUAUACAUUCAAAGGGGUAGAAAGAUGUUCAUAUAUAGCAAGAAUAAUAGGUUGGAGGUCAAGGCCAUAGUGUUGUUCCCAGAAUAUAACUAUAAAACUAGCAGAAUGUUAUAUGUAAAGGAAUUCCCGUUUGAGCUCGUCAAUACUGCUCAUUCACUCAAAGUUUCCAUCGCAAAUAGUAAUUCAGGCGUUACCGGGUCUGAUAAAAAUUUAUUUAUAUUAAGUUGUAAUAUAUGUGGAAUUGUCUCGGAGAUAACACCAAAAUACGUCCAAGAAUGUUUGUUGUAUCAGAGGAAAAGAUCCUUCAUACAAUGGUUUGAACAAUUUUUACAGAGUAUAAACCAGAGGAGAAUAUCUGGUCUUACAAGUUCUUUUGAUAAAUCUGGUUUAAACGCUUUGAAUUUGGCUGAAAGACUUGACGUUCACUUAAUUAACGCAAACAUGUUGGAAAAGGUUGAUGCCAAGCUCAUUAAAACCCUCACAAAAACCUAUCCCUUACCAACAAAAAAGGCUCAUUUUACAAAUCAUCCCAUUUAUGUACUAAAAUCGCAGAUAAAGAAAGGUGUUCUUAGUGAAGGACCUCCGUUAACUACUUUUGGGAAUGAUUUGGUGUAUUUACGGGAGAGUUUGGUCGAAAUUAAGACAAAAUUAGGCUGGUAUAAGGAGAAUAGAAGAGUUAUUCCAGAUUCAAAACCAAUCCGUACAACUGAAUCCACACACAAAAUUUACGAAUAUUAUAGUUUUGAUCAGACUGAAGAGUUAAAACAGGAGCACAUUGACGAAAUAGACAAAUUUACCAUCAACUUAUCUGGAAACAGACAUGUUCCUAAGAACAGCGUAUAUAUUAAGAGUGAGUAUUACGAGAAUUUGGAGAAGAUAUUGAAGAGAAACAGAAUAUUUUUCAAGAGGGCGUUUUCCUCGUUACGUUAUGAAGGUGGCACUUUAAAGCCAAAAAUCGACGGAGUUUUGAUUUCACCCAGUGGGUUGGAGUCAUUUUUGAAGUUAUACAACGAGUAUGUAGAAUUGAUUUCUAAAAAUGAACUGUUUGAGGAUCUUGAGAUAGCUAAGUUUUGGAAAACCGUCUUCAAAAGGCUACUCAACGCACCUCCGGUGAAUAAACCCCAAAGAUACUAUGCUAUAUGCUCUAAAAUCAAUGCUGAAACUGAUGAGUUUUUAAACCAGCUGAAUUAA
This is a messenger RNA of Theileria annulata, 1893 nucleotides long. RefSeq lists its product as uncharacterized. The transcript has 10 exons. NCBI's taxonomy places the organism in Eukaryota, Apicomplexa, Aconoidasida, Piroplasmida, Theileriidae. Gene Ontology annotation, cellular component: XPC complex; nucleotide-excision repair factor 2 complex; nucleus. The coding region runs from base 1 to 1893 and encodes 630 amino acids. Gene Ontology annotation, molecular function: single-stranded DNA binding; damaged DNA binding. Gene Ontology annotation, biological process: nucleotide-excision repair; mismatch repair. The record is from RefSeq and is a predicted model, not a curated record.